Molecule: messenger RNA, 5672 nt
Organism: Scophthalmus maximus (turbot)
Lineage: Eukaryota; Metazoa; Chordata; Actinopteri; Pleuronectiformes; Scophthalmidae
Product: calcium-independent phospholipase A2-gamma-like
Exons: 9
Coding region: 852-3071 (739 amino acids)
Biological process (GO): arachidonate metabolic process
Cellular component (GO): membrane
Source: RefSeq, a predicted model, not a curated record
CUACAGUUGCAUUUGAAGUACUUUUCUAGUCCUAUAGAUGACUCAGAGUUUCCCCUAUAGGGACACUGCAUGUGAAGUGGACAAGUCGGGAAUCGAACAAUCGACCCUACAAUUAGUGGAUGUACCGCCUCUGAUGAUUUAACAUAGGGCUGUAAAAUAAACCGCUCAAUUGUUCACCGCUUUUCUGUUGUGAUUACAGUGUAGUUAUGGAAUUGAAAUGAAUUUCAUGAUAAAGUUUAUGAAUUCAUUUUCAUGACCUACAUUGACAAAUGAGACUGUUGCUGCAUUGUAAUCACUCGACGUGUACUGCGGAAUUUAUAUAAUUUUAAAAGUAUUUUCUGUGUGAACAAAAUAUCCAAACUGUAAUUUACAGGCAGUUAAACUACAGUCGUGCAAUCAGGUUUAACAUGAGGCCUGAAGAAUGUAAGUGCGUCAGCGUGUGUGUGUGUGUGUGUGUGUGUGUGUGUGUGUGUGUGUGUUGCCCCCCCCUCCCUAAUUUUAGACCCCGUGCGACCCUUAAGCCCGUGUGGUCUGACAGAACAUUGGUCGAGCAGCUCCGCCCCCCCACAGCUCAGCUCGACCAAUAAGAUUAGAGCUCUGUGUACCGUAGAAGAAUCAGGUGUCAAAACAUUGUAGAAAAAUUGACUCUGACAGUUUGCGAGAAGUGGUGUACAAUAUUUUAAAAAGGACAGAAAAGUUGGUGGAACAGGAGUUGUAAAGAAGGAAGAAGUAGGUGUUGUGUCUCAGAUUCUUGUUGCGUCAUGGCUCGGGGCCUAAAUCAGUGUGAGUGACGCCUGGACGUUGAUCGAUUGCCGCUGACCGCCUCAGGGUCGCUCUACCUCGUCACCAACAUGUGUUCAAGUUCUGUGAACAGGACUUUGAGACACUACUGCAGAAUGAGGCACCUCAUGAACCUCCUGAGGAAACGCCCUCGUCCGGCCAAAGCCUCGCUCUGCCUGCACCUCUACAGAUAUUCACUGCUGUCACCACCUCAUCUGCCCAGAUUUACAGGAAAUGCCACUUUUACAAGUCUGAACCACAGUGACCCAGGCUCUUCUGCCUCGUACCACUGCAAACAUCCCCGGCUUGUGUGUUUUUACUCGUCCUCCAAUAGGGAUGUGUUCAAAGCCGAAGCUCCCGUUGGGAUCGUUGAGGAGACCCGGAACAGUUUUCAUUGGAAUUCCCUUGGUCAAUCAUUUAAUCAACUGUCCGGACACAUUAACAGUUACUUCAAGAGAAAGCACGUUUUACCUCUUGCUGAAAAUGCCAGCCUUGAUGCCGCAGCUCCAGAGUUUCUUGGCAGGUCGCAGAGGCGAAGUCUAAGUCAGCGAGGAGGAGCCGCAGAGAAAAGUGAAUCUGAGGGCAAAGACGCUCACCAGGUCCAGGAACGCAAAGACCGACCGGAGAGCUCGGCAACCAGUCCUUCAAGCCGGGAAACGUCUGGACUGCAGUUAUUUCACAUCAGCUCUUUGGCAACGAGAUUUGGCGAGAGCUACAGUUACGUCACUAAUCACAUUAACACAGUCUUUUCCCAGGGUCCUGCAAAAGUUGAAUUGCAGGAGAAUGUGCAAACCCUGUCUUCCGCCAGAGGCACGCACAGAAGGCAGAAGAGAAGGAAAAUGACAAACACUUGUGGAAUGAGCUCUGAGCAAGAGAAACCGAGAGCUGAGCAGGCAACAGUGGAACCUCAGGAUCCGUCUAUCAGCAGCUGGGAGGAGGGCUACCUUCACUUUGCGGGACACAUCAAUAAAUACUUUGGUGCUAAAGUUUCAGAUGAAGUCCAGAGCAGGAGAGAGGAGCGUCCUCUGCAAAAGACGAGCACUGACAGUUCAACACAGUCUACCGCACAAACUCAACGUGCUACGUCACAAGUGAAGCACGACGAACCGGAGACUCGAGGUCUUUUCCACAGCAGCCAUUUUGUGACUAAUUUUGCAGAGAACUAUUUCCAAACGGCCGGUCACAUCAAUCAGUACUUCAAUGGUCCAAGUGAACUGGACAGAGACGAAGACACCGAUAGGAAUCUUCCAACCGUUGACCCCGGGUCUGAGACCUCGGAGAGACUCACAAAGACUGUGACCUUUGUGGAUUUCCUUCGCCACCCGACAACUGCCAUCCCGGACCUGCUGGGAUCUUUCCUGAAACUGGGCCCCUUUACCCAGACGAGUCAAACCAAACCUGCCAUGACAUCAUCACAGGCCAUGUUGAAUAAAAAGCUUGUGUUGAGCCGGAGGCAGGCGGAGGAAAUCACACGAGGGUUGAUCGUCAGUCUGGGACAGGCUUCGUCUCCGGCAGCUCUGGUCGCCUGCGUGGAGACGCUCAACGAGCACCUCAUCCGUCACCCGUCAUGCAACGCUGUCAUAUGGCAGGAGAAAACUGCCGUCGCCCUGCUGAAGAAGCGUCGAACCUACAGAGACGACCGAGCGCUUCAGGACGCGCUGAGAGAAACCUUGGCUCUCAUUGGCUACGUGGAUCCGGUCAAAGGUCGCGGCAUUCGAGUGCUCUCAAUUGAUGGUGGUGGCACGAGAGGAGUGGUGCCUCUGCAAGUGUUAAAGCUACUGGAAGAUGAGACGGGCAGAGAGAUCCACCAGCUGUUUGACUACAUCUGUGGCGUGAGCACAGGUGCUGUUCUCGCCUUCAUGCUGGGUCUGGCCCGGUUCUCUCUGGAGGAGUGUGCCGACAUGUAUCAUCGGUUUGGCUCUGAAGUGUUCCGUCAGAACCCGCUGGUCGGCACCAUGAAGAUGGGCUGGAGUCACUCCUACUAUAGCACAGAGACGUGGGAAACAAUAUUACGAGAAAAGAUGGGAAACAGAGUUCUUAUUAAAACAGCCAGAGAUGAGUUGAGUCCCAAGGUGUCGGCAGUGAGUGCCGUGGUGAACUGGGGCACCAGUCCGAAGGCCUUCGUCUUCCGGAACUACAACCACAAACCUGGUUCCCUCAGCCGCUACGCAGGAGGCUCAGGCUACCAGAUGUGGCAGGCGGUCCGAGCGUCUUCCGCUGCGCCAGGAUACUUCCAGGAGUUCCCCCUUCAAAGUGAUAUUCACCAGGUAGGAAACGACAGUCGUUUCUGAUACAUUUAUUUAUUGUUUUGUUUACAACAGAUGGAAUAAAAAUGUAAUGAAUAUACAAAAGUUAUUUUGGGUGGUGAAGUAGGAGGAAUGACAGGUUUCACUUCAUAAACCUGCUCUUCAUCAGUCUUUAUAUGAAAUCCAAAAAAGACCGGAACUUUCAAACUUUCAAACAGUCUUUUAUCAUGAAUACAAAAGUACAGACAUGUUCCUAAGAUUUAUCCUAUAACGUACAACAAGUACACCAAAAUCUUGGUUCUACUGCAGUUACUAAUAUUAAUAUGUAUAACAUUGAAGUUGAGCAGAUUUAUUAUGAAGGGAACAAAGGAGUUUGUACAUCUAGUGUGCUUGUUAUAGGCUGCUCUAAAUCUCCUGCCUGAAGGAAAGUUUCAAACUCACAGUGCAGUCUGAUAUAGACCUCGCCUUACGGAGGACCAAGAGAACCAUCUGUUUUCACACAGGGGCAAGUACUUAUAUCUGUACUUGGUGUCAGCAAUUACCCAAAUGUAAGUACUUGUACUUGAUUGGCACAUCUCAGUACUACACCUAAGUUUCAUCUUUUGAAUAAAGUUUCUACACCGAAUGAUCCACCGAACAAACCAAACAAUCCCUCCAAGAAUCUUUCUUUGAACAGGAUUUAGAAACAGGUCUGAAGCCUGUGUUCAGUGCUGCGAGUGGGGCAGCACCUCUGUUGAAAUUUGAAUGUCAGAUUUUGAUUAAACAAGCAGAAAUGAAAUCCUCAAGAUCACUUCAAAGGCCACUUCACAGGCAUUCCAUGGUGACAUCAUCAGAUCUAUUAUGUAUGUGGUGCUGCAGCUCUCCAGUGAAAUCGUUUCAAACUUUUCAGCAUGAAACAAGAGACAAAACAUAAAGACUUAAGAUUGGAUCAGACAAGAUCUUUUCAGUGAACAACUUUAACUUUACACAUCAAGGUUGUUUAGAACCUAAUUCCUCCGCCACCACAUUAUACACCAUGCCGCCAAGAAGCAAAAUCCCUCAAUUAGUCAAAGGUUGGAAAAGGGACAUCUCAAAAGAAGUUCCACAGUCUGCCACUCCUCAGGCACUGGGGACGAAAGACAGUCGGCAAAAUCACAGCCAAAACACAUUUCAAUCGGGCUCUGAGAGAGACCGGGUAUUACAGAACCCCAGAACCGACAUCAUAAACCAGAGGGCUAAGCAGAACGCCCAUCUACAAAGGAUUGCAGGGAAGCCAAGUAAAAUUCCUCGAUUGGUCAGAGGUUUGAACAGGGACCUCUCAAAAGAAGGCCCACCGUCUGCCACCCCUCAGAAGUUGGUGAGAAAAGACUGUCAGCAAGACAACAGUCAGAACACAUUUCGUCCGGGCUCUCAGACAGACCGGAUGCUACAGAACCCCAGGAGUUUUGGCACAAAGCCGAAGGCUACGCAGGACGUCCAUCUCCAAAGGACGUCGGAGGUGCUGCAGCUACAAAGGGAGAAAAACAAGACUCUCCAAGAAGAACUUGGCAGAGUCAGAGCUUCAUGCCAAGAGGACAAACAAAGGUAUGAAGCUGGAGUCCUCACAAUGACGCAGCAGGUUAAAGACCUUCAGGAAGCGCUUGACAUGGAAAUCAAAUCUCGUGCAGGGAGAGAGUCACAGGACAAGAUCUGGUUGCAAAAGCUGAGGGCUGAGCAGGACACUGAGCACCAGGUGGAGAGGAAGAACAAACAGAUUCUCCAAGAAGAACUGGACACAGUCAGAGCCUCAUACCAAAAGGACAAACAAAGGUAUGAAGCUCGAGUCCUCACAAUGACACCGCAGGUUAAAGACCUUCAGGAAGCGCUUGACUUGGAAAUCAAAUCUUGUGCCAAGAGAGAGUCACAAGACAAGAUCUUGUUGCAAAAGCUGAGGGCUGAACAGGACGCUGAGCGCCAGGUGGAGAGGAAGAAAAAACAAAUUCUCCAAGAAGAGCUGGACAGAGUCAGAGCUUCAUGCCAAGAGGACAGACAAAGGUAUGACGGCCUUCAGCAAGCGCAUGACAUCGAAAUCAAGUCUUGUGCAGAGAGAGAGUCACAAGACAAGAUCUGGUUGCAAAAGCUGAGGGCCGAGCUCCAGGUGGAGAAAGAGGACAAACAGAUUCUCCAAGAAGAACUGGACAGAGUCAGAGCCUUACACCAAAAGGACAAACAAAAGUAUGAAGCUGGAGUCCUCACAAUGACGCAGCACGUUAAAUAUAUUCAGGAUGAGUUUGACAAGCUGCAGUUCCUCACGGAUAUAGAGAACCCCAUUAAGAAAAAGGCUUCAACCCUGAAGGAAGUCCAACACUUACUGGGACUGAGAAAACCUCAGAGAUGGACGACGCCAAACGAGCCGGCAGUGGCCAACAGGACAAUGUCACAGCCAGAUGGUGACGGAUUGAUUCCCAGUCACGAGCCAUCAUGAAUGUGAUCAUUGUCUCCUGAGGCAUUGUGGGUUUUCUUUUGGUGCUCUGGUUUCUCCCAUUAAAAAAACAAACAAAAAAAACUUUCAAAUUGAGAUAUCAGCUUGAAGUACUUUUCUGUAGGUUUUUGAAGUUAUACGGAUUUAUUCCCAUUUAUAUAUUUGUAUACAUUUGAAAAAUGAAAAAUAAAAAUUUCUUGCAUAUA